UAUUGAUGAACUUAGAAGAUAACAAUUGCCUCUAGGAUUUCCAAGUGAUUUGUGAUCUGUGUUGUUGUCUUCUAAAAAGCUGUACGUUUAUUAUUUGUGCGUUAAGCGCAACGCGUCAUUUGGCACCUGUUCAGCAAGUUUCUUGAAAAGUGUUUAAAAAAUCAUUUUGAGCUAUUUAUGCUAACGAGCAACAGGAAAUUAGAGGCGAGCGAGGGCUGAGCGCCUACCCAAGCAGCCGUUGACCUAAUCCCGUUUAAAAGUGAAAGUAAGUGGAGCAGCAAGCCACUUGUGGGAACUGGGUUAUCUCAACAUUGAAGCAGCCUACAGGAGGAAUAAGUAACAGCGCGACAAUCAGAGCACAGCAAGGCGGUUUCAAGCAAGACCCUCAGCAGAAUAUAUAGCUACUUAUUUAUAUAUAGCUUUAAUUCUGAGACAGCUUUAAGUACGGCGACAGCAGCAACAACAAUUACGAGAAACAGCCGUGAGCACAAAACACUUAUUAAGCUGACCGCAAAUAGCGUUUUAUUAAGCAUACGCCACAUUAGCCCGUAGGCAGGCAGGGAUGGACGGACGGCCGGAGAAGCGCACAUCAAAUUAGUAAUCAAGCAACACAAAAGCAGCGCCCAGGGCUACAGUGGUGCACGGCAAGGUAUAAGCCUUGGCUGAGCCGGGUCUGGAGCUGGGUCCGCGCUGCCUGGCAGCUCGAAUGCGAGGCAGACAAAACUAAUAAGACGACUUUAUUUUUAUUGAAAUUAUGAUUAAUGACAGAAAUAUUGCACGACGGCGAUGAAGAAUCGGCGCACUGUCACGAAUUAAGGGCAAAAGCCCAUUGACCAUGAUAAUGGUAAUGAUCACAAUGAUGCUGAUGAUGAUGCCAAUGAUGAGCAUCUCGCUAAUGAUAUUGCUGCGGCCAAGGCACGAUUUCUGACGCGUUUGUCCAGCCAUGGACCACAGAGCGGACACAAUGGUGAUGAACUUAAUCAAAGGCCGUUUAAUGGGUGUCAAUGCUGUCGCCGACGCUGUUGAUUGCCGGUGUGCAAGCAACUACAAGAACAGCAAGAACGACGACAAGAACAACAGUAAUAGCAAUUAAGAGAUAUUGCUCAUACGACGCGCUGUACAAGGCAAAUUCUUAUUUGCAAAGCAUAAAGAGAAAGUGCAAGCACAAAAGAAAUUCAUAAUUUGAUGGCUUCGCCUGGGCAGCACUGCGUUGCAGCAGCAGUCCGCAGACGACGCCAUCCUCAACCUCAGCUGCACAACAACAACAACAACAACAAACUGAUCUCCACAGCCACACUGACGCUGCUCAUACUCUGUCUGAGCAGCUGCAUUGCCUACGCCACGGCAGCAGCAACUGCUACGGAACAACCAGCCGCAAGGAGCUCGGACAGCGGGAGCCCGACCGAGGACUUUAACAGCAGCAGCGCCUUCCUGGGCGCCAUUGCAGCUGCGGCUAGCUCCGUGAACAGCAGCCCCAUCGCCAUUGUCAGCUAUCCGGGCAUUACGAGCAGCACUCCGAAUGGCAGCAGCAGCACGUUGGUGUCCAUGUCCGAUACUCCGCUGCUGCUGGACGAGCUGGCCGCCGGAGAGGAGGAGUUCGAGCUGCCGCCGCUCCAAUCGGUCAUUGUGAGCAUUAUCCUGCUUAUUGUCAUACUCGGCACAGUGGUGGGAAAUGUGCUCGUUUGCAUUGCCGUUUGCAUGGUGCGCAAGCUGCGACGACCCUGCAAUUAUCUGCUUGUCUCGUUGGCAUUAUCUGAUCUCUGUGUAGCCCUGCUCGUCAUGCCAAUGGCCCUGCUGUACGAGGUGCUUGAACGCUGGAGCUUCGGCACGCUGCUCUGCGACAUUUGGGUGUCGUUCGACGUACUCUGCUGCACCGCCUCCAUACUGAAUCUGUGCGCCAUCUCCGUAGACCGUUAUCUGGCUAUUACUAAGCCGCUGGAGUACGGCGUUAAGCGCACACCACGGCGCAUGAUGCUCUGCGUGGGCAUCGUUUGGCUGGCUGCAGCCUGCAUCUCGCUGCCGCCGCUGCUGAUACUGGGUAACGAGCACGAGGACGAGGAUGGCCAGCCCAUAUGCACGGUGUGCCAGAACUUUGCAUAUCAGAUCUAUGCGACGCUGGGCUCCUUCUAUAUACCGCUCUCCGUUAUGCUGUUUGUGUACUACCAGAUCUUCAAGGCCGCACGGCGCAUUGUGCUGGAGGAGAAACGCGCCCAGACGCAUCUACAGCAGGCCAUGAAUGGCACCGGCUCGCCGCAGACUGCGACAGCACCUGCGCUGGCGCACACUGAUGUGGGCAGUGGCAAUGGCGCUGGUCAUGGACACCGGCACAGCAGCAUAGGCAACACCUCGCUUACUUACUCCACCUGCGGCGGUCUGAGCACCAGUGGUGGAGGAGGUUGUGGUGGCGGAGGCGGUGUGGGCUUAUCGCAUGGUCAUCACGGCAGCGGCGGUGGCGUAAGUGGAUCGACGGGGCUGCUAGGAUCUCCGCAUCACAAGAAGCUGCGCUUUCAGCUGGCCAAGGAGAAGAAGGCAUCUACCACGCUGGGCAUCAUCAUGUCGGCCUUUACCGUCUGCUGGCUGCCCUUCUUCAUACUGGCACUGAUCCGGCCCUUUGAGACGAUGCAUGUGCCACCGUCGCUCUCCUCGCUUUUCCUCUGGCUGGGCUAUGCCAACUCUCUGCUAAAUCCGAUUAUCUAUGCCACGCUGAAUCGUGAUUUCCGCAAGCCCUUCCAGGAGAUACUCUACUUUCGCUGCUCCAGCCUGAACACCAUGAUGCGCGAGAACUACUACCAGGAUCAGUACGGAGAGCCGCCAUCGCAGCGCGUCAUGCUGGGCGAUGAGCGACAUGGUGCACGCGAGAGCUUCCUGUGAAGCCAAAGGAUCCCUGGAUGCUUGGCUCCCUAAAUAUCUAAAGCUGUAUAUCUAUAUAUGUUGUACUCUACACGAAUAAGCCAAAAACUAACUAGUGUCUACUGCUUGGCAAGGAAUGCAAACUACAUAAGCACCACCCUCUCCCGCACACACACACCCACAUACACCCAUCUAUAUGUACUAUGCAUGAGUAUAUGUAACUGUUUACCUAUGAGUAUUUUUUGUAUGUAGUAGUGUUGCAUAACGCAAAAACAUAAUUACGAUAUAUGAUAAAAGAUAAAUGAUAAACGAUAAACGAUAAACGAUAAACGAUAAAUGUAGAUGACUCCUCUAAAUGUAACUGAACGUUGUAAUUUUUAAAUG
Messenger RNA from Drosophila hydei, 3234 nucleotides. RefSeq names its product 5-hydroxytryptamine receptor 1 (gene 5-HT7). Bases 1186 to 2871 code for a protein of 561 amino acids. The record is from RefSeq and is a predicted model, not a curated record. Gene Ontology annotation, molecular function: G protein-coupled amine receptor activity. The transcript is spliced from 4 exons. Gene Ontology annotation, cellular component: membrane. NCBI's taxonomy places the organism in Eukaryota, Metazoa, Arthropoda, Insecta, Diptera, Drosophilidae. Gene Ontology annotation, biological process: adenylate cyclase-activating adrenergic receptor signaling pathway.